AUGGAAAAGUUAACCUCUGUUCACUUUAUUGAUAUGGCAUAUCGUGGAUGGCAUGAAACCGAAUUUAUUGGAGAUAUUGUUAAAAAAAUAUCCGCAAAAUUAUGUGAAACAUUUCCAAUUGUCCAUGAUGGGUUGGUUGGAAUUAGUUCACGCUUGGAGGAGCUGUAUGUGAAAAUAGACAUUGGUGAAGACGAUGUCCGCAUUGUUGGAAUUUGUGAAAUGGGUGGCAUCGGCAAAACGACUCUUGCAAGAGUUGCUUACACUCAUAUGUCACCUCAUUUUGAAGGUAAAAGCUUUCUUGCUGAUGUUCGAGAAGUUUCAAAUAAAUAUGGACUUGUUUCACUACAGAAACAACUUCUUUCCCAAAUUUUGUCUGAGGAACACUUUAAUUUCUUUAAUGUUCACGAAGGAAAUGCCUUAAUUAACCACAGGUUAUCUAACAAAAAGGUUCUUGUUGUUCUUGAUGAUGUUGAUAACCUACAGCACUUAAAAUGCUUGGUUGGAAGGCGUGAUUGGUUCGGUCUAGGGAGCAGAAUCAUUGUAACAACAAGAGAUGAACAUUUGCUCCGAUCUUAUCGAGUUGAUGAUGUGUAUAAGCCUACAACAUUGAAUGCCAAUGAUGCACUUCAACUUUUCAAUUUAAAAGCUUUUAAUAGUGAGACAAGGCUAGAAAAUGAUUUUAGUGAGCUUUCUAAACAUGUUUUAAAAUACGCUGGAGGUCUUCCCUUAGCUCUUGAAGUUUUGGGUUCCUUUUUGUGUGGUAGAGAUGCAACCCAAUGGAGAAGUGCAAUAGAAAGACUUGAAAGAGAUUCCAACAAAGAAAUUAUUGAGAGACUUCAAAUAAGUUUUGAUGGAUUGGACCAAACUGAGCAAAACAUAUUUCUAGAUAUAGCAUGCUUCUUUAAUGGGGAAGAGAAAGAUUUCGUAAUGAAAGUAUUAGAUGGUUAUUGUGGGCAGAAAGAGACGUUUAUCAUGUGCUAA
Molecule: messenger RNA, 981 nt
Organism: Gossypium arboreum
Lineage: Eukaryota; Viridiplantae; Streptophyta; Magnoliopsida; Malvales; Malvaceae
Product: TMV resistance protein N-like
Exons: 3
Coding region: 1-981 (326 amino acids)
Biological process (GO): defense response
Molecular function (GO): ADP binding
Source: RefSeq, a predicted model, not a curated record